Molecule: messenger RNA, 2393 nt
Organism: Lycium barbarum (goji berry)
Lineage: Eukaryota; Viridiplantae; Streptophyta; Magnoliopsida; Solanales; Solanaceae
Product: beta-1,3-galactosyltransferase GALT1-like
Exons: 7
Coding region: 34-1941 (635 amino acids)
Cellular component (GO): Golgi membrane
Molecular function (GO): galactosyltransferase activity; carbohydrate binding
Source: RefSeq, a predicted model, not a curated record
UGGUACUGUGGUAUUUUAAUUACAUCCCUGUUGAUGUUUUUGGUUUUGGGAUAUUGUGUGAUGAGGAAACCUGUCAAGGAAAGUUAUGUUACAAGUUCUUUCUACUUCAAUAUGACAAAUCCUCUUGAAUGGAUAAAUGCUAUGGCUCCUCCGGCAGCUCACCAUCCAGAAACUAUUACUCAAGUAAUAUCUGCUGAAAUUGUUGUCUCUGAUCUUUUUAUUGAGAGGAACCUGUCAGCUCAGGAGCAACAAUCUCUGUCUACAUGGUAUCAAUUGAAAAGGUUAACUACUCGUAAUCUAGUCUUACCUAAUGCUAUAGAGGCAGUUAAGGAAGCCAGUGUUGCAUGGAACAACCUCAUGAGUGCAGUAGAGAGGAAAAAAUUCGAUGCAAAUGAUAGUUCAAUUAAGGCAGGGAAACAGAAACAAUGUCCUCAUUUUCUUAGCAAAACCAAUGCUACAGAACUUGAUGCGGGCGGCUUUAAGUUACGGCUUCCUUGUGGUCUGACUCAGGGUUCUUCCAUCACAAUAAUUGGCAUUCCAAAUGGUCUUCUUGGGAAUUUUCGGGUGGAUUUGACUGGUGAGCCACUACCAGGUGAACCAGAGCCUCCUGUUAUUCUGCACUACAAUGUUAGGCUCCAUGGUGAUAAAAUAACUGAGGAUCCCAUAAUUGUACAAAACACCUGGACAAUUGCACAUGACUGGGGUGAAGAGGAGCGCUGUCCGUUACCCUCAAAUGAAAAGUGCAAGAAAGUGGAUGAAUUAGACCAAUGCAAUGAGAUGGUAGGUAAUGUCAUGGCUACCCGGCAUGUCACUGCAACAAAUAAAUCUAGCUUUGUUCAGGAUGGGGCUAAAUCAAGAAAAUACUUUCCUUUCAAGCAAGGAUAUCUCUCGGUUGCCACUCUGAGAGUAGGCUCUGAAGGAAUUCAUAUGACAGUAGAUGGAAGACACAUAACAUCUUUUGCUUUCCGUGAAACUUUGGAACCAUGGCUCAUAAGUGAAGUGAGGAUAUCGGGAGACAUAAAAUUAAUUUCUGUUGUCGCAAGUGGUUUACCAACAUCAGAGGAUUCAGAGCAUAUAAAUGACUUGGAAGCCUUAAAAGCAGCUCCUCUUCCUCCACGAAAAAGACUAGAUCUCUUUAUUGGUGUAUUUUCUACCGCAAAUAAUUUCAAACGUAGAAUGGCUGUCCGUAGAACGUGGAUGCAAUAUGAUGCGGUGCGGUCUGGACAAGUUGCAGUGCGGUUUUUUGUUGGCUUGCAUAAAAACCAAAUGGUGAAUGGAGAGCUCUGGAAUGAGGCUAGGACAUAUGGAGACAUCCAGCUGAUGCCUUUUGUUGAUUACUACAGUCUUAUCACUUGGAAGACCGUUGCCAUCUGUGUUUUUGGGACAGAGGUCGUUUCUGCAAAGUUUGUCAUGAAGACAGAUGAUGAUGCAUUUGUUCGGGUGGAUGAAAUCUUAUCUUCUAUGGAGAGGAUUAACGUGGCUCGUGGAUUGCUAUAUGGUCUUAUUAAUGCAGAUUCCCAUCCUCAUAGGAGUCAGGACAGCAAGUGGUUUAUCAGUCCAGAGGAAUGGCCUGAAGAAACUUACCCUCCUUGGGCACAUGGACCGGGUUAUGUUGUCUCCAGCGAUAUAGCAAGAACAAUCAGCUCGAAACAGAGAAAAGGUCGCCUAAAGAUGUUUAAGCUGGAAGAUGUUGCUAUGGGCAUCUGGAUUUCAGAAAUGAAGAAAAAAGGGCUGGAAGUGAAGUAUGAAAAGGAAGAGAGGAUUUUUAAUGAAGGUUGCCGUGAUGGUUAUGUUAUUGCACAUUACCAAGGCCCUAGAGAGAUGCUCUGUCUUUGGCAAAAGAUUGAAGAGAAAAAAACGAGCUUUAUGUUGUGGCGAUUAACACAAAGUAGUUUUCGUUUGAGUUCUGAAGGCUCAGAAGUGUCUAUAACUAAGAUUUGACAAACUUCCUGCUGACUUUUUCUAGUAGCUGACCAAGGACACGUACUUGAGGUGGAAUAUUAAAUAGGUCGGGAAGAAGAGGCCAAGGUCAUGCUUAUACCACAUUGUUGUAUCAGGCGGUAGAGUAGUUACUAGCAUAUUGAUAUAAGUAGGUGAUUAGGUUAGCUUGUUAAAUAUACCACUAGAUAUUGAUUAGUGAAGAUGUUGGGGAAGGGAUCUGUAUUAUAAAGAGAGCCAAGUGGAGGGGCAUUUAUGUUGUAUAGAGCAUGGGCACACUAUGUACGGUGAUUAUUUUGUAUGUAAAUCACACGAUCUCUUGUACCCAUUUCUUGAGUGAUGGAGAGGAUUGAUGUAUACUACAGUAUAUUUUUAUGUUGGAGUUCUUGUCUGCAUUACAUCCUGUAGCAACUGCAAUCCUUAAGUGAACAUGAGAAUUGCUGCUAAUUCCAAUA